CAGUUUAGUAAAAAAUAGGCGCAUCAAAUACGACAUCCAAAUGAUUAAAAAAAUCAUUAUAUUGGGUGUGUGCAGCAUCCUAUGCAGUGUUUCCGCUUCAAAUGUUUGCGUAGAUGCAGGAUUGGGUACCACCGAUGGAUUCCUCACUCAUCCGACGAAUUGUUCAAUGUACAUCAGUUGCUAUGGAGGAUAUCCAUACGAAGUAACGUGCCCGGAUGGAUUCAACUUUAAUCCCGAGGCAUUGAAAUGUGAUCCAAAGUAUGUGUGUCUGGAGAAUAAUUGCCCUCUGACGGGAGUAGUUCGGCUACCGGUUGAUGGCGUUUGUGAUCAAUACGUCCUUUGCAUAGGAGGUAAAGCCUAUCUUAGGGAUUGUGGAGAUGGUCUAGCUUUCAAUGCUACCCUGGGAAUGUGUGUAGAUGCUAGUGAAUCUGGUUGUGUUACAAACGAAUGCGACAAAUCUCAGGGUCAUCCACAGGGCUUCGUAGAUCCAUUUAAUUGUACUGUAUUCUAUAUAUGCGACGAGAAUUUCGAUCCGAUUAGAUUUGAGUGCCCAAAUGGAACAGUAUUCGACCAGGACUUGCUGGAUUGCGUGAAGGGGGAAUGUUCGAGCACAACCACAUCGGAUGAUUCUACAACUACGACUGCUGCUGCCGAUACUACAACAACUACUACUGCUGCUGACACUACUACAACAACUACUGCUGCUGAUACUACGACCACAACUACUGCUGCUACUACUACUACUACUGAUACUACUGCCACAGAAGAACCGACUACUGAAGAAGCCGCUUUUUAGCAGGACACUGGAUCAGCAAUAUCACUCGACUCAAGCAUUUAUUUCUCUAACUGGAGCCAAUACUUUCAUUUAGUGCCUAGAGCAAUAGGAUGUAGUGAAAUGAUAACGCAAAUAUAAGGACAAUAAUGUCUAAUUUUAAUUGCUGGACAACUUUA
Molecule: messenger RNA, 951 nt
Organism: Topomyia yanbarensis
Lineage: Eukaryota; Metazoa; Arthropoda; Insecta; Diptera; Culicidae
Product: chitin-binding domain protein cbd-1-like
Exons: 8
Coding region: 41-796 (251 amino acids)
Cellular component (GO): extracellular region
Molecular function (GO): chitin binding
Source: RefSeq, a predicted model, not a curated record